AGUCACGGUGGAGACACGCAGGCGACACCCCCACGCCCCUCGACGCCCGCGCUGGUGUGCGUGGCUGCUGCACCGCCUUCACCCGAGCUGCUACCGCGUGCACGUCCCCGCCACGCUGCAGGAGGACGUGCUGGCCAGGGUCGCCGCCAGGGAGGCAGUCCCCGUCGAUCCUAACAAGAUGGACGUUCCUCACGAUUACAAGCUACUGUUUGAGGAGAUCGUCAGGAGACUCAAGCUCCUCGAGGCCUCUCACAUGCACUAGCGCUCCGCCCCCCCACGCCCCGCCUGCUGCAGGACGCGCUUGCUUCUCACCAUGCUGUAAAGUGAGUGUGUUUGUUUGAGCCUGCCUCACAAUGGCUGGCGCGUGCACUGUCACUACACCCAGGGUCGGCAAGACAGGCCCCUGGAAGGAGCGUGGCCUGCCCAGUGCCCACUCGUCCCGGUGUUGUGUUCAUGGCUGCCCCCUUGUUCGUGGCUGUCCGCUCUUUCUUUACAAACAAAAGGCUGACUGCUGUGAAUGCUUUAUGGGGUCUAUUCCAUCUAUUUCAUCCCUAUAUGUGGCUGAUCUCUUAAGAAACUUGUCACUCAUGUUGAUGACACCAUGGAGUUUUCCUCCUGUACGUUGCCAUCGCCCCGUACGUUGCUAUCCUCCUGCACGUUGCUAUCGCCCGCAAACUGUGCAUGCGCGGAACCCAAUGUUGACAAACAAAGGCGUGUUGAUAAACAUUCUGUCCGCUGCUGUCCACCACCACACUGCUGAAGACUGUUGACAGAUUAGCCAGAUAUAGAAAUGGAACAAACCUUACAAAGUGUUCACAGCAGAGACGUGCACGCAGCUCGCUUAUCACGGGGCGCACAGGACGUGUGGAGACAGGAUGUAACAAGAUAGACAGACCACUCCCCCCUAUCUCUAGAUCUUGGACCUAAAGGCCACGCCGCAUCGCGCCGUCCUACCUUUCGCUAACACUUAGUGCGUUGUCUCAACUCUUCACACACGCACACACGCGCACACACAGAGCCAUGGCGAGCGUCCUGCCAUUGCUGCUGUUGCUCCUGCUCCUCCUAGUGCUGGGUCUCGGAGGCGCACCACGCCCCACCCUGGCCCUGAACUGCAGUGUUGCUGUAGUGGAGGAGGGACAAACAAAGCCCAUCAGCAUCAAGCCCGCCAAAUCUCAAAGGAUUUUUGGGUUUAUGAGGCCUGAGAGUGACUUCAAGGGCGUCCGUCUUGAGCUGCAGGAAAGGAACGGCACGCCCCGCACCGCCUGGUUCCCUGCCAGCAGGGAGUGUUUCCCGCGCAAUGGCAUGUGGCUACAACUCCAGACGAAUAUAGAACCAUUAACCUCAGGGGAUUUUCGUUUAAUCUUCCACACUUCUGCAUGCCGUAAGGAAUGCUUGUUACAAACAACAUCCAGUUUCCAUAUCAUCAGUAUGGCGGCUGCCGGCCCCUCCAGCUUGUACAGAAGUAAAGACCCACCCAUUAACUGUGAGUGGGACCUCAUGCCCUUCUCGCGGCACAACAACCAGAGCACUCGCACUCCCUUAUCCCCUUGCCAGGACGCCCCAUCCAACACCACCACCACCACCACCACGACCACAUCGAUGAAGCCUACCUCCACCUCCACCAAAACCACUUCGACCGCAUCGAUGAAACCUACCUCCACCUCCACCAAAACCACCACAUCGCGGGAAUACUCCACCACCGCCACCACCACCACAUUGCUGCCCCUGAGUGUGGUGAUGUUAGUGGUGUUUGUGUUGGUGUUUACGGUGGGGUAUCUGGCGGUGUUCUUGGUGUUGGCGGUGCGUCUGCGGCUACACCUUGCAACAUUAACAAAUGAGGUGAUGUUCCUGCGUGGCGGCUUGCAGUCCACCUCCAGCAGGGAAAAGACACUCCUGCAGGCCGCCGCGUCCCACUCCGCCGCUCGCCAAGGCAUGGAGUCACAGGCUGCACAGAACUUUGAAGAGCAGACGUACGAUGUGUUGGUGCUGUAGUGCGAGAUGGAGCCGCGGCAGAACUGCAGGGGAUGAGAGGCGCUGAGGAAAUAAUUUAAGAAGACUCAUUAAAUUUAACAGUUGUGGAAUCUGCUGAGUUUGCACAGAUGCCAUUUGUAAUACGCACUAACUUCAAUAGAUAUGUGUAUGAAUUUUAGUGCAUAUAUAUCAUACCACUGUGUUUGUAUGUCAGUUAUGUUUAUAAGCAAUAUUACACUGACAAGUAACAUGCGUCAGCCGAUUAAAGUUAAAAAAGAGGCGGG
Scylla paramamosain (green mud crab) is the source of this 2255-nucleotide messenger RNA. RefSeq lists its product as uncharacterized. Lineage: Eukaryota; Metazoa; Arthropoda; Malacostraca; Decapoda; Portunidae. The record is from RefSeq and is a predicted model, not a curated record. The transcript is spliced from 2 exons. The coding region runs from base 1021 to 1992 and encodes 323 amino acids.